Molecule: messenger RNA, 910 nt
Organism: Wyeomyia smithii (pitcher-plant mosquito)
Lineage: Eukaryota; Metazoa; Arthropoda; Insecta; Diptera; Culicidae
Exons: 2
Coding region: 331-723 (130 amino acids)
Source: RefSeq, a predicted model, not a curated record
GGUAGUUUUGUUUGACGUUUAGCGGACGCGCAUUGCAGCAUUCUGAAUGCAAACAUUUCCAAGUAGAGCAAAGCAACGACGAAAGAUAAGAAAUUGAAGAUAGCAGUAAUCUGCAAGCCAUAUUUUUGUUCUCAUUUUUCGUGGCUUCUGGCACGUAAAUUAAAUUAACAAAUAAUAAGCAGAAGUUCUGAAUGCUUGUUGCAGUGAAACGAACAGUGAAUUCGGCAUGUAUUAAACUAACUUCAAAUUCUCGCAAAGAAAAAGUUUGAGCUCUUAUCUUUGUGUCAAGAAAUUGCAAUUUAUAAUAACUAGCGCGUUAACUUUGUGAAGAUGAAUUUUACCUUCAACCAAACCAUUAUCUCGCUGGGAACUGUUCUAAAAUCCACACAAAAACCCAUAUUAGAAGAGGCAAUCCCAUCUAAUGCCAAAGAAUCUGGCGCCGGACAAUCGGAGAGCCUAAAUUUCUUGUUCAUUCCACUGGCAGUGCUUAUUACGGUGAUGUUACUCUCGGUGAUGGUUUACUUAAUGGCACGAAGAAAAGAUAAAAUUUUUACCAAGCGCUCGUACGUCCCCAGCUUUUCAUUCGAUUCGUCUGACCUCGAUGAUAAUGACGAUUUGGAAACAGAACAUUUACUAAAAGGUAAACUUCGGCUGGAUGAUCCUUAUUUAAAGGGCAUCAAUAGUAGCAAAGUUUACUCAGGCAAUAACGAGUUAUACGCUUGAUCAGAUCAAGGUGUCAAUUUGCCUUGCAUUUUUUGUUAAGUUUGUUGAAUAAGUGUGCUAGUAUUAUGAAUGAUAAAUUCACAAAUAUCUUUCAAAUGUUACAUAUGUGAUAGUUUUUUUCGGGUAGAAUAUUCAUUUCUAUUUUCACUAGCUUAACCUACAUACUAAAUAUAGUUUAGACUGAUUA